Messenger RNA from Brassicogethes aeneus, 1659 nucleotides. The record is from the annotation of a GenBank genome assembly. Lineage: Eukaryota; Metazoa; Arthropoda; Insecta; Coleoptera; Nitidulidae.
CAAAAUUCUAACCUCACUUUUUCACAGAUGUUUGGUUCGUUGACAUUUGCUACAACGCUACUACGUUUUCCUUUAGCCGAUUACAAAUAGGCAGUAAAAGAAUAUAGGAUUGUGAUUAGUGAAAACAUAGUAGUUAAACCUACAAAGUGUGUUUGUUCGAGUUGCAAUUAAAGCGAACAAAUAUCGGCGAAAAUAAGGUUUGUGAACAGUUGUCUGCAAAAUGUCGGAAGAAAACCCCCAAAAACCCGAAGAAAUGGAGGAGGAUCCUGAUCCAAGCGACUUAAUAAGGUGUCGAGACUUCUUAUACAGACUGGUAAUCAGUCAAUUGUAUUAUGACGGUCACCAAACCAUGGGUACUAACUUAUCGACAGCCAUACAAGCCGACCCACCAUGCGCACCUAGCGAUAGGCUUUUUAACUUGGUCCUAAAAGGUUUGGAACACGAACAUGAAAUUUACGAAAAACCAAAUGCCAAUGGGGUUAAACCUGUGAGAAUUGGAGCUUGCCUUGAUCUUGAAUUCGAGUCGGAAAGUGACACCCCAGCUCCUGAGCCGGCUCUGUACGAAACUGCUUACGUAACCUCUCAUAAAGGUAACUGCAGAGCCGGCUGUUUCUCAGCCGAUGGCCAAUUGGUCGCCACAGGUAGUGUAGAUGCUAGUAUUAAAGUGCUAGAUGUGGAUAGAAUGGUUGCCAAGUCGUCCAAUGACGAUAUGGACCCUUCCAGAUUGGAGCAACAGGGUCAUCCAGUUAUAAGAACGUUGUACGACCACAUGGAAGAGGUCACCUGCUUGGAAUUUCACCCCAAAGCGCCAUUUUUAUGCUCUGGGUCCAAAGAUAACACUAUUAAAUUGUUCGAUAUAUCCAAGGCUAACGCUAAAAAAGCCUUCAAGACUGUCACUGAAGUGGAGCCAAUUCAAUCAAUGUCUUUCCACCCCUCCGGAGAACAUUUGAUCGUAGCUACGGAACACCCUGUAGUUCGUAUGUACGACGUCAACACCCUGCAAUGCUUCGUGUGUUCGUUCCCCAAACAUCAACACACCAAAACCGUGACGUGUCUGAACUGGUCCCCAAACGCCAAACUAUUCGCGACCGGAAGCAAAGACGGAAGCGUUAAACUCUGGGACGGCGUUUCGAAUCGUUGCGUGAACCAUUUCACCAAGGCUCACGACGGUUUGGAAGUUUGCUCCGUAUUGUUCUCGAAGAACGGAAAGUAUUUACUGACAGCCGGCAAAAACUCGAUCUGCAAGUUGUGGGAGUUGAGCACCAGUAGAUGCCUGAUAGCCUAUACAGGAGCCGGUACCACGGGAAAGCAGGAGUACGAAGCCCAGGCUGUUUUUAAUCACACGGAAGACUACGUUUUGUUCCCCGAUGAAGCCACAACUUCAUUGUGCACUUGGAACUCGAGAAACGCUUCGAGGAAGAAGUUGAUGUCCCUAGGGCAUAAUGGCGCAGUCAGAUGGAUUGUGCACUCUCCCACUCAAGCUGCAUUCUUGACUUGCUCCGACGAUUUUAGGGCAAGGUUUUGGUAUAGAAGAUCGCCAACUCUUUAAUUAUAAUCACCCUUAAGUUUUAAGCACUAAGUUUACUAUAAAUUGUCAGAAAUUUAAUUCCAAUGUAACCUCUUGUUGUGUAAUAAUAUAAUAAACAAUAGGUAGUAAAG